AUGAAGGUUAUCCAGGACUGGGCUCGAGACCAGUGGCUGGAGAGCACAAGGAAGAGACGUGGGCUCAAAGCAGUGGUGGAGCCUCAGUGUUCGAGGUCAUCCUGCAACAAAACAUGUGGUCUCGACUCUGGAAAAACACCCACAUCGUCCCUGUGCACAAAAAAGGGCAGCAGGCCUGAAGCCAAGAAUUACCGCCCCGUCUCGUUGCUGUCUGUGGCUAGCAAGGUCCUGGAGGGAAUAAUAACUGCGCGCCUCAUCUCCCAUCUCGAUAGCCAGCACUUCCUCAGCCCUAGACAGUUUGGCUUCAGGAAGGGACGGACAUACGCGGAUGACAUCACCAUCGUCCUGGCUCAACGACAAACUCCGCCCGAUAGAAGGCUGGAGACAGAGAUGGCAGGGAAGCUGGCCUCCCUCUGGAGAAUCUCCUGGCUUCUCGAUGUCAGGGGGGGGCGUGAGCUCCUGUACAAGAACAAGGCCCACUCCUCGCUUGAGCACUCCUGCCUUGCUUAG
Scylla paramamosain (green mud crab) is the source of this 510-nucleotide messenger RNA. RefSeq lists its product as uncharacterized. The record is from RefSeq and is a predicted model, not a curated record. The transcript is spliced from 4 exons. Lineage: Eukaryota; Metazoa; Arthropoda; Malacostraca; Decapoda; Portunidae. Bases 1 to 510 code for a protein of 169 amino acids.